AUGAACAAUUCAGGAACAGAGCACAACGGUGUCAUUGUUUGCGGACCUCCCGCUUCACCCGAUCCAGAUUAUACAUAUCAUAAUAUCGUAACUAUUUGUGGGCAGCCAGCAUCACCGGAUCCAGAAGACAUCGAUAGUAGAAAGCAGGUUUCACCAUCGGAGAUGACGAACUAUCAAACAAUAACCACCUACGGAACGCCGCCAUCCGCUUCUACUGUGGUGACUCAAGUUCGCGGGCCUUCCACUCCGCCCAAUCCAGAAUAUUCAUAUAAUAAUACCGUGACUACCAGUGGACAGUUAGCAUCACCAGUAGACAAUAGAAUAGCGGUUUCACCAACACCGGAUACUGUAAACAAUGAAACAGAAACUGACUACAGAUCGCCGCCAUCCGCUUAUACUGUGGUGACUCACAUUCGCGGGCCUUGCACUCCACCCAAUCCAGAAUAUUCAUAUAAUAAUACCGUGACUACCAGUGGACAGUCAGCAUCACUGGAUCCAGUAGACUAUAGAAUAGCGGUUUCACCAACACCGGAGACUGUAAACUAUGAAACAAUAACUGACUACGGAUCGCCGCCAUCCGCAUAUGGUGUAGAUUCUUACGAAAGCAGCAGAAUAAAACCAUAUUCUCCGAUUUCCCCAGCAGAAUCAUACACUUACAAUGAAAGCAAAUUUGAAUCAUCAGAUUUACCGGGUCCGGAACUUUUGUCAACACCAGUAAAAGAAUCUGCAUCCAGCUAUAUGAUGGAGCCUCAUGUUGUCACGCCCACUACUUCGAACAAACGCAGUCCCAGACGCAACCUGAAUUUCCGUAAUCCUAAUCUAAUGUAUGAUCUAGAAGAUAUUUCCGAGGAUGAGAGUAAUAGUGGUGAACCGUUGGCGCAGAAGCCAAUGACAGAGGACAUUGUCAUGGGUAAUGAAUCAAUGAGAGCAUGGCCAGCAUCUCCGGAUCCCGAAGACAUCUAUAAUGGAAAGCAUGUUUCACCAUCGCCGGAGAUGAUAAACUAUCAAACAAUAACUAGCUACGGACCAACGCCAUCCGAUUAUACUGUGGUGACUCACGUUCGUGGCUAUUCCACUCCACCAAAUCCAGUAGACAGUAGAAUGCCGGUUUCACCAACGCCGGAGAUGAUAAACUAUAAAACACACCCAACUAUGUUGGAGCCUUAUGUUGUCAAGCCCACUACUUCGAACAAGCGUAUUUGUAGACGUCACCUGAAUUUCCACAAUCUGAAUCUAAUGUAUGAUCUAGAAGAUAGUUCCGAGGAUGAGAGUAAUAGUGGUGAACCGUUGGCACAGAAACCAAUGACAGAGGACAUUGUCAUGGAUAAUGAAUCGAUGAGAGCGUGGAUAAAUGCUAUAGCGAACCUAUAUAAAUCCAGGAACGAAUAA
Messenger RNA from Zeugodacus cucurbitae (melon fly), 1389 nucleotides. RefSeq names its product mucin-2-like. NCBI's taxonomy places the organism in Eukaryota, Metazoa, Arthropoda, Insecta, Diptera, Tephritidae. Bases 1 to 1389 code for a protein of 462 amino acids. The transcript has 3 exons. The record is from RefSeq and is a predicted model, not a curated record.